Molecule: messenger RNA, 1279 nt
Organism: Arabidopsis thaliana (thale cress)
Lineage: Eukaryota; Viridiplantae; Streptophyta; Magnoliopsida; Brassicales; Brassicaceae
Product: Polyketide cyclase / dehydrase and lipid transport protein
Exons: 3
Coding region: 212-1078 (288 amino acids)
Source: RefSeq, marked reviewed
AAAAUAUUUUGGUUUCGACGUAAAAAAGAAUAAUAUUGUAGAUAGAAAACAUUUUGAAAAGUUUUUAAUUAUGAAUAUAUUUAAUUAAAUCCAUAAUUUAUAUAUUUUAAAUGGGCCCAUUUUGACUUUAAGAAAAUAUAAGGCCCAAAUAGAAAGCCUAUAGCUCAAAGCAAGCCUGCUUUUAGACCGCUUUCCAGAUCUAGAAGAAACAAUGCAAUCUUCUCCGAUCUUAUUAGACUUCUCUUCCGCCUUUCACCACCCACGCGCCGCCGCGUUAGCCACCACUUCCGGCCUAACGAAUUCACACUCUCCGACUAAAAAAUAUCGCCUGAUAACCUCUUUUUCGCCUUCCUCGACACUGCUAGCUUCUUCUCGUAGAUGUUUCACCUGCCGAUUUGGCGACAGUUCUCCGCGAUUCAAUUCGAACGAGGAUGAAACUGAAACUGAAACUGAUGAUGAAGAUGAUUAUUGUUUGACAGAUGGGAAAACAGAGGAAUUGGUAGUAGGAGACGAUGGUGUUCUUAUAGAGUUGAAGAAGCUCGAGAAGAGCUCGCGUCGAAUUCGUUCGAAGAUUGGAAUGGAAGCGAGUCUCGAUUCCGUUUGGAGCGUAUUGACUGAUUACGAGAAGCUAUCUGAUUUCAUUCCAGGUCUUGUUGUUAGCGAAUUGGUUGAGAAAGAAGGCAAUCGUGUUCGUCUUUUCCAGAUGGGACAGCAGAACUUAGCAUUGGGACUUAAGUUCAAUGCCAAAGCUGUUCUAGAUUGUUACGAGAAAGAGCUUGAGGUUCUGCCACAUGGGAGGAGACGUGAGAUUGAUUUUAAGAUGGUUGAAGGAGAUUUUCAGUUGUUUGAAGGCAAAUGGUCCAUCGAACAACUCGACAAAGGGAUUCAUGGGGAGGCUUUGGAUUUACAGUUUAAAGAUUUUCGGACGACGCUUGCAUACACGGUGGAUGUAAAACCGAAGAUGUGGUUACCGGUGCGGCUAGUCGAAGGAAGAUUGUGCAAAGAGAUAAGAACUAAUCUGAUGAGUAUCCGAGAUGCAGCACAGAAAGUUAUUGAAGGUGUUAUUCAUGAUCUUUGAGUUUUUUUUCUUUAAGCCAAGCUGAGGUAGUGUUAAUAUAGAUACAAGAUAAGCCUAUAUAGUUUUUUUUUUGUGUAUUUGAAAAGCUUAUGUAAUUGGUUCUACAUACACGUUGUUAUCAAUUGUAUAUUCUGAAUCUUUAGGCUUUGAAUAUACCAAGUUUUGUUAGUUACUAUGUGAUUGUUCCGACCUAGUAUCAGG